Meira miltonrushii is the source of this 1344-nucleotide messenger RNA. RefSeq names its product S-adenosyl-L-methionine-dependent methyltransferase. The transcript has a single exon. The record is from RefSeq and is a predicted model, not a curated record. Gene Ontology annotation, biological process: mitochondrial respiratory chain complex I assembly. Gene Ontology annotation, cellular component: mitochondrion. Lineage: Eukaryota; Fungi; Basidiomycota; Exobasidiomycetes; Exobasidiales; Brachybasidiaceae. Bases 172 to 1278 code for a protein of 368 amino acids. Gene Ontology annotation, molecular function: S-adenosylmethionine-dependent methyltransferase activity.
AUUAAAGCCGCACGGCAAACAAGCCACUUUUGUCAAGGAAGGAUGUUUCACGUGUUUUGUCCUUACGAACCUCUUUUAUUUAGCGUUUUACGCUUUGGUAAUUUUGACAAACGCCAUUUCUUCCCGAUCAUUACCUCCACCAAAGUCAAAUUGCCAAAGAUCGAUACAAAGAUGGCAUUGAGAACAUCAAUCAGAAAUGCUCGAGCGAUCAGAUCAAAGCUUGAAGCAGCUCGUAGUGGUUCAUCGAUUGGAGUACGAUAUGCUACAACGACUAGCUCUAAUGAAGGUUCACCUUUGAACCCUUCCGAAUCUUCAACGAAAUCCAAUCCUAAACCAGGUGCACCUGCACCAAACAAUCCAUUCACAGUAUUUGACAGAGAUGCAAAAUUACAACAAAGAACGAGAGCAUACAACAAUCCCGAAUCUUCUCGAGAAGUGGACUAUGUUCGUGAUGCUUCAAUGGCAAAUCUAUGCGAACGAUUGUUGGAUGUAAAGAGAAAUUUUGAAACGAUUGUCGAAUUGGGUGCUGGGCCAGGUCUAUUACGUCGUCAUUUAGACGCCAAAGCAACGGGGACGAAAAAGAUUAUCAUGUGCGAUACAAGCGAAACAGCUCUCAAUCGUGACGUCAACGAAGAUGGCAAUUAUCCCCUGGAAUUCGAGAGAAGGGUGAUCGAUGAAGAGCAUUUACCGUUCGAGGAAAACAGUCUAGAUUGUGUCGUUUGCAAUGGCAGUCUACAUUGGACCAAUGACUUGCCAGGAGCAUUGGUACAGAUUCAGCGUGCUCUCAAGCCAGACGGCCUUUUUAUCGGAUCAGUAUGCGGUGGAGACACUCUUUUUGAGUUACGAACAAGUUUCCAACUAGCUGAACAAGAACGUGAAGGUGGAAUCUCUCCUAGGAUAUCGCCGAUGGCCGAUUCUCGUGAUAUGGUCUCUCUUCUUUCUCGGGCAGGCUUCAAUAUUCCUACAGUCGAUACAGAUGAGAUUGAAGUCAAUUAUCCUUCCAUUUUUGAGCUAAUGUUCGAUCUUCGAUCAAUGGGCGAAAGCAAUGCAGUGAUUCACAGGAGAACGCAAAUGAAACGAGACACUCUUUUAGCAGCAAGUGCAAUCUACCCCCUCAUUCAUGGAAACGUAGAAGAAGGAACUAUUCCGGCAACAUAUCACGUAAUUUACCUUAUCGGUUGGAAGCCAGAUGCCUCUCAGAGGAAGCCAUUAAAGAGAGGACAAGCAUCGCAUAGCAUGAAGGAUAUCUUGGGUGAUGGUGGCGAUAAGCAAGAAUGACGAAUGCAAGAUUACUGUAAAAAUGUUGUACCUUGUAGCAUACGAAAUAUGAGCAUUGUGAAAGAU